This is a messenger RNA of Candidula unifasciata, 517 nucleotides long. The record is from the annotation of a GenBank genome assembly. NCBI's taxonomy places the organism in Eukaryota, Metazoa, Mollusca, Gastropoda, Stylommatophora, Geomitridae.
AAACCAGGACAAAGAAUUCUCAAAAACAAACUCUGAAUCUUAUGAUGUCAUGGAUUUUCAAGAAAAACAGAGACUGUCAGUAUUAAAAGGUCUUGAUUCAAUAGGGUAUGAAAAACGUCCAUUGGAUUCACCACCAGGAAGUCACGGGUUAUCAGUGUUUGACAAACGUCCUUUUGAUUCUGCAGCAGAAAGCCAUGCCUUGUCAGGGCUUACAAAACGUCCAGUCGAUUCUACUGCAGUAGUUGCCGAUCAAACAGUGUCUGAAAAACGCCCAUUUGAUUCAAUAUCAGGAAGCCAUGGUUUAUCAGGAUUUGCUAAACGUCCAAUAAAUUCUGAAGAGCAAGACAGCGACUUAGAAGUAUUUGACAAACGUCCCUUCGAUUCCAUAUCUGGAAGUCAUGGAUUAUCAGGUUUUGCGAAACGUCCUUUUGAUUCAAUAUCUGGAAGUCACAGAUUAUCAGGUUUUGCGAAACGUCCCUUCGAUUCCAUAUCUGGAAGUCAUGGAUUAUCAGGUUUU